This is a messenger RNA of Dentiscutata erythropus, 941 nucleotides long. Lineage: Eukaryota; Fungi; Glomeromycota; Glomeromycetes; Diversisporales; Gigasporaceae. The record is from the annotation of a GenBank genome assembly.
AACCAGUUCGAUGGUCUACCUUAAAAUCUUUUGCGAAGAAAUUUAAUAUGGCAGGAUUUAAACUUGAAAUGUUCAAGUGUCUUUAUGGUCUAGCUGAACAUUGUACUUACACUUUAGGUUUUCGUAAUCUUAAUGAAAUACCUUCAGUAAUUAAUGUCGAUCCUGUCAUAUUAAGAAAAGGACAUGUUCGUAUUAGACAAGAAACUGAAAAUUCCAACGCUAGUUAUAUCGUCUCAACUGGCGUACCUGAAUUAAGCAUGGAAAUUGAAGUAAGAAUAGUCGACCGCGAUACAAGACAACUUUGUUCACCCAAUGUUGUAGGUGAAAUAUGGGUUUCAAGCCCAUCGGUGGGACAAGGAUAUUAUGGCAAAGAAAAAGAUUCCGAGGAAACAUUUAAAGCAAAAUUGGCAUUAAGUGAUCACGGUAAUUGGAUAAACGAUCAUGGAAGUUUCUUAAAAACCGGGGAUCUAGGUUUCUUACAUAAUGGUGAAUUAUACGUCACCGGACGAGAAAAAGAUGUUAUCAUUAUUAAUGGCAAGAAUCAUUAUCCUCAAGAUAUCGAACUCUCAGUACAAGAAUGUCAUAAUGAAAUUCGACCCGGAUGUGUAGCAGCACUCCAUCAUCAGGAUCACGAGACCGGUACCGAUACUUUAAUCAUUUUAGUCGAAAUCAGAAACGAGAAAAGUAUAAAAUCCGAAUCCCUAAGUCAAAUCAUUGACGAAAUAACUCGAGUUGUUCCCGCAAAGCACAGUUUACCUGUACAAAGAAUUGUAAUCCUUAAACAACGUUGUAUACCCAAAACAACGAGUGGAAAACUCCAACGGUUUAAAUCCAAAGAAAUGUUGUUAACUGGAGCAUUAGAUAAAAAGAUUAUUGUUAGUGUUGGUGAAUUAACCGAAGAUCCGGCAUUUGCAAGCUCAUCAGAACAAUCGACACAAAAU